Molecule: messenger RNA, 1073 nt
Organism: Corythoichthys intestinalis (scribbled pipefish)
Lineage: Eukaryota; Metazoa; Chordata; Actinopteri; Syngnathiformes; Syngnathidae
Gene: alkbh6
Product: alkB homolog 6
Exons: 2
Coding region: 96-803 (235 amino acids)
Cellular component (GO): nucleus
Source: RefSeq, a predicted model, not a curated record
GUGGAGACUUUAGUCAGCUACACUGAGCCGCAACCACGAGAGACGGAUGCGGAUACUCAUUUUGGCUUCUGUGUGGCCGUCCAAAAAGAGGAGACAUGGAACACCCGCCAUGUAUUUCUGAGGAAUUGAGGCAAUGUGUCGUCUAUGGCGCUCACCCUACAGUCUAUUACAUCCCUGAUUUCAUUUCUGAAGAGGAGGAGGCCCAUCUCCUGCAGCAGAUCUAUCAGUCCCCCAAACCCAAGUGGACCCAGUUGUCUGGCAGGAGGCUGCAGAACUGGGGAGGUUUACCGCAUCCCAAAGGGAUGCUAGAGGAGAAGAUGCCCGCCUGGCUUAAUGCGUACUGCCAUAAAGUUUCUUCACAUGGGGCGUUUGGUGGAAAAACAGCCAAUCAUGUCCUGGUGAACGAGUAUAAACCAGGUGAGGGGAUUAUGCCCCACGAGGAUGGACCCCUGUACUAUCCGACGGUCACUACUAUCAACUUGGGCUCGCACACCCUCCUGGACUUCUACACACCCGUGGGACGGUCAGAGGAUGAUGACAUUUCAGCAUCGGAGGAUGAACGCCAUCUUUUCUCUUUGCUCCUGAGGCCGCGCAGCUUGUUGGUAUUGCAAGAUGAUGCGUACCGGAACCUUCUUCACGGCAUCAAGGCGCACGAUUUGGAUGUACUGACUAACAAGGUGUUGAACCUGAAUGCUGCCCAGGCACGACCGGGCGAAACGCUGACCCGAGGGACCAGAGUGUCGCUAACCAUUCGACACGUGCCCAAAGUCUUUAAAACCAAGUUUCUUCUCGGGAAGAAGUGAAUGUGGAAAAAUAAUUGACAAGUCCAGUGUAUACCCACCAACCUUUUGAGUCAAGGGAAGUACUGUAUUACAUCAUGAGAAAAAUCUCAUGCCGCACAACCAAAUAAACUUCUGUUACCUCCUCUAAUAUUUGAAAUAGGGGUUUUAAUCUCUUAAUGAGAUACACAACUUCAAUAAUACUUCACUGACAAACAUUUGCGUCUUUUCUAUUAGCAAAUACCUUCAAAAAAAAAAAAAAGAAAUGAAAUGUUUGUUUUGUUCCUAGGGGGC